Agrilus planipennis (emerald ash borer) is the source of this 1222-nucleotide messenger RNA. It is a transcript of the gene Bug22, whose product is annotated as cilia- and flagella-associated protein 20. Gene Ontology annotation, cellular component: motile cilium; ciliary basal body. Gene Ontology annotation, biological process: positive regulation of cell motility; cilium assembly; regulation of cilium beat frequency involved in ciliary motility. Lineage: Eukaryota; Metazoa; Arthropoda; Insecta; Coleoptera; Buprestidae. Bases 108 to 710 code for a protein of 200 amino acids. The record is from RefSeq and is a predicted model, not a curated record. The transcript has 2 exons.
UAUCUAUGGUCAGUAUUCUUAUGGAUAUUGUUUCUUUAAGAUGAUUUAACCUAAAUAUUCUGUUUUAAAACAAAAUUUUGUAGUAUUUAAAUGAAUCGUAAGGAGAUAUGUUUAAAAAUACAUUUCAAAGUGGGUUUCUUUCAAUAUUAUAUAGUAUCGGCAGCAAACCACUUCAGUUGUGGGAUAAAAAAGUGAGAAACGGUCAUAUAAAACGAAUUACAGAUGAAGACAUUCAGUCCUUGGUAUUAGAAAUUGUUGGUUCAAAUGUUAGUACUACGUAUAUUACAUGUCCAGCAGAUCCUCGAAAAACAUUAGGAAUACGCUUACCCUACCUUGUUAUGAUAGUAAAAAAUAUGAAAAAAUACUUCACGUUUGAGAUACAGAUCUUAGAUGAUAAAAAUGUUCGAAGGAGGUUCAGGGCAAGCAAUUAUCAAUCAACUACGAGAGUUAAACCAUUUAUCUGCACAAUGCCAAUGAGAUUGGAUGAGGGUUGGAAUCAAAUACAAUUUAAUGUUGCUGAUUUUACUAGACGAGCUUAUGGUACCAACUAUGUGGAAACAUUAAGAGUUCAAGUUCAUGCCAAUUGUCGAAUACGAAGGGUUUACUUCUCUGAGAGACUGUAUUCUGAAGAUGAGUUACCUGCAGAAUUUAAAUUAUUCUUACCUAUUCAAAAUAAGUCAAGAACAGAAAUAAAUUCAAAAAAUCCAUAGCCAGACACAAUUUCUAGAAACUGCUAAAAUAUUUUACUAUUUCUUUUUUUUGAAGAAAUUCCUAAAUAGAUGUAUAUUGCGUCUAAUUUCAAAUUGUACAGGAUGUUUCCAAAAGUUUAUUAAUUUGCUAAAUGUAAUUUUAGAAAAUGCUAAUACGAACAUUUCGGAAUGUAAACUCUUAAUAAUUAGGUAUAAAUUUUCUCUAGUUCUUUUGUCUGUUAUGAAAUUGCCACACUCAAGAUAAUUAUAUUCUUGCAAUCUUUAUGUUGCACACUCAUAUGUAUAUAUUAAAAAUAUAAUAAAUUUUAAACAUGAAGUUUCCAUAGAAACGAUGUUUUCCACAUUUUCAAAUGUAUAUUUAUUGAUUUUCAUUAUGACAAAUAAUAAUAGCAUGUAAUAAAACAUUCAGUUAUAUUAGAGAGAAAACAACGAUAAAAUUUAUCUAUGUACACAUACUACAAUACAUGGAUGUACUGCAAGACUAAAUAAUAAACGCAUUAAUACUUCUUUUA